Molecule: messenger RNA, 933 nt
Organism: Neoarthrinium moseri
Lineage: Eukaryota; Fungi; Ascomycota; Sordariomycetes; Amphisphaeriales; Apiosporaceae
Exons: 2
Coding region: 1-933 (310 amino acids)
Source: RefSeq, a predicted model, not a curated record
AUGGCCAAGGUCUUACUCAUCACUGGCGCCACGGGCAACCAGGGUGGCGCUGUCAUAGACGCACUUCUCAGCCUCAAGUCUACCGCCUUCAAUAUCCUUGCCGUCACACGUAAUGCCAGUGGCGCUGGUGCCAAGCGUCUGUCAGCGAAAUCCCCUUCAAUCAAGAUUGUGCAAGGCGAUCUGGAUGACGUGCCAGCAAUCUUCCGUGAAGCAAGCAAGGUGGAAUCCAAGCCUAUAUGGGGUGUAUACUCCGUUCAGGUAUCCAUGGGGAAGAAUGUGACACUUGAAAGCGAGGUUGCUCAGGGAAAGGCACUGAUUGACGAAUCAAUCAAACACGGAGUCAAGCAUUUUGUCUACAGCAGUGUUGAGCGUGGCGGUGAUGAGCACUCGUGGGAGAAUCCUACGCCGGUUCCGCAUUUCCAGAGCAAAUAUCAGAUUGAACGAUAUCUGCGCGAUUCAACAGCAUCCGGAAGCAAUGAUGCGGAAAUGGGGUGGACAAUACUGCGCCCCGUCGCGUUCAUGGACAACCUUAAGCCAGGCUUUCCCACAAAGGUUUUCCUUGCAGCUAUGAACAACUGGCUUGAGAAAGACAAGACCACCCAAUGGGUCGCAGUGCGUGACAUUGGUAUAUUUGCCGCCAAGGCGUUCGAGGAGCCUGAACAGUGGAACCACCGAUCUGUCGGUCUUGCUGGGGACGAACUUACAUUCAACCAACUCAAGGACGCCUUCGAAAAAGUGACGGGAGAGCCAGCUCCCGUGACUUAUUGGUUCUUCGGAAGUGCUCUGACUACCAUGGUUACGGAAGUCAAGUUGAUGAUCAGUUGGUUUGCUGAAGAGGGAUACAGAGCGAAUAUUCCAGAGAGGCGACGAGACCACCCUAGUUUGCUCACCAUGGAAAAGUGGUUAGGUGAGGAAAGUGGGUUUGCCAAGUAA